Poecilia reticulata (guppy) is the source of this 1870-nucleotide messenger RNA. It is a transcript of the gene mvda, whose product is annotated as mevalonate (diphospho) decarboxylase a. Gene Ontology annotation, cellular component: cytosol. NCBI's taxonomy places the organism in Eukaryota, Metazoa, Chordata, Actinopteri, Cyprinodontiformes, Poeciliidae. Gene Ontology annotation, molecular function: diphosphomevalonate decarboxylase activity. The record is from RefSeq and is a predicted model, not a curated record. Gene Ontology annotation, biological process: isopentenyl diphosphate biosynthetic process, mevalonate pathway; isoprenoid biosynthetic process.
GCUACAGUAAAACAUGUCCCAGAGUAGGUGUGUGUCCUUGCUCCACUUCUGCAUGACUGUGGUCAGAUGGUUGCUCAUUGGCCACUUGGACUUUUACGUCAAUUAAGUUCUAUCUGAUUGGUGGAGGGUAAAGCCACAUGUUUAUGAUCAGCCAAUCGGAAGAGCUUGCUAGGAAAAAGCUACGGUGUGCUUGGAUUAGCAAUAGAGAUCAUGCUAAACACACGAAACUCUUCGAACAGAGGAGGUUAAGUUUGCAGGUUGCCCAAAAAUCGGCUUACAGACAGAACUAUGCCUGAAGACAGCAUGGACAAACCGAGUAUAGUAACGUGCACCGCUCCUGUGAAUAUAGCUGUCAUUAAAUACUGGGGGAAGAGGGAUGAAGAUUUAAUUUUACCCAUCAAUUCAUCUUUGAGCGUCACUUUGCAUCAAGACCAGUUGAAAACGACAACAACCGUUGCAAUCAGCCGAUCCUUUCAGGAGGACAGACUGUGGCUCAAUGGCAAAGAGGAGGACAUUACCCAUCAAAGACUGCAGUCCUGCCUGAGAGAAAUCAGACGACUAACGAGGAAGAGACGUACUGAUGGAGACGCUCGUUCGACCGAUUCGGUGGGAUUGUCUCAUAAAGUCCACAUUUGCUCUGUUAACAACUUCCCCACUGCUGCUGGACUCGCCUCAUCAGCAGCUGGAUUUGCUUGUCUUGUUUAUACUCUGGCUCAGGCAUUUGGUGUGGAAGGAGAGCUGUCUGGGAUUGCUCGUCAGGGCUCAGGCAGUGCCUGCAGAAGCAUGUAUGGCGGCUUUGUCCAGUGGAUCAUGGGAAGCAAAGAUGAUGGGAAAGACAGUGUUGCCCAGCAGGUGGAGCCAGAGAGCCACUGGCCUGAGCUCAGGAUUCUUGUUCUAGUGGCUAGUUCUGAACGGAAACCAAUAGGGAGCACCUCUGGGAUGCAAACCAGUGUACAAACAAGUUUACUGUUACAGCACCGAGCAGAGGCUAUCGUCCCACGUCGGAUGGUAGAUAUGAUCGAAGCCGUGCGAAGGAAGGAUUUUCCUGCAUUUGCAGAGCUGACCAUGAAGGACAGCAACCAGUUUCAUGCCACCUGCCUUGACACGCACCCACCUAUCUUCUACCUCAACAGUGUCUCCCAGCAGAUCAUUCACUUGGUGCAUCGGUAUAACAAAUACUGUGGGGAGACCAGGGUGGCCUACAGUUUUGAUGCAGGUCCCAACGCUGUGAUCUUCAUUCUGCAGCAGUUUGUUCCAGAGUUUGUGCAGCUGGUUCAGCACUUCUUUCCCCCAGACAGAAACGGAGAAGAUUUUAUUAAAGGUCUUCCCGUCAAGUGUGCUGCUCUUCCCAUGGAGCUGAAGCAGAAUAUUGGCCUAGAACCCGUUCCAAAGGGAAUCAACUACAUAAUUAGCACAAAGGCUGGACCAGGCCCUCGUGUUGUUGACGAUCCUUCUCAGCACCUCCUCUCAGCAGAAGGUUUACCAAAGAAGACUGUCUGAGAAGCCUCUCUCACCAAGAAGCUAAUUCUGCUCAGCGGCAAUAAAUCUUACUUGGCAGAUCUGAAAUUUACAAGAUGAAGCAUUUUAUUAUUUUUGUAUGAAAAAAAGAAUAUGUUUUUUGUAAGAUUUUGCCACACAAUAAGUCCCUUUAGCUGAUGGUCUUUAAAAAAUGCCACAAAAUUUUUUUUUUUUGAAUAUGCCGUUAGCUAGAAAGUCACACUGUAAAUAAAUGUGUCUGGUACCAACUUUGUUUUUAUUUUAAUGUAUAAAUCUAGUCAAGGGUUAAUUCUUGAUCUUUUGAAAUUUUAUGUAUUUUUCAUAAAUAUUUUUAUUUUCAUUAACUUCAGCGAUGUUGAUGCAAAUAAUAAAA